Messenger RNA from Vigna angularis (adzuki bean), 1852 nucleotides. Its product is annotated as probable WRKY transcription factor 21. Gene Ontology annotation, molecular function: sequence-specific DNA binding; DNA-binding transcription factor activity. Gene Ontology annotation, biological process: regulation of DNA-templated transcription. Lineage: Eukaryota; Viridiplantae; Streptophyta; Magnoliopsida; Fabales; Fabaceae. Bases 662 to 1726 code for a protein of 354 amino acids. The record is from RefSeq and is a predicted model, not a curated record. The transcript is spliced from 3 exons.
AAACUCCUCUUUGUUCUUCUUCUCUCUCGCAAGAGCUACAAAUAUUAUAAUAUAUGUUUUUUUUUCUCUCUUCUUGCUCUGGUUUUAAUAAUAUAUAUAUGAAUUAUAUAUAUUCUCUAAAGUUGGAAGCUUUGUAUUCUUGUGUAUGAUGGUUGUGUUGUGUGAAGUCUCAAGGGAAGCAAAGUCCUCUCUUUCACACCUUUCAGUCUCAUAACCGAGGGAAGAAGAAUCUAGGGUUUAGCACCACCAAGUUCGUCAAGGUCUGUGCUUUGGUGCUUUUUCUGUCUUUUCUUUCUCACUGGAAAAUUGGGUUGUUUUUUUCUAGAAGAGGAUAUGCUGCAACUUGCGAGGCACCCUUGGUUUGUUCUGAUUCAACGGUUGUUCUUUCUUUCGAAAAAGCAUGUCUUUUUCUCUUCCUGAGUUGGAAUUUUGAAACUUUAACUUGAAAUCCUGUUUCUGUGGCUCUUUGUCUGGUGAAAAAUGGGAUUUUUUCCACCUGGGUCAUUUUAUCUGCCUCACAAGGCUGAAUGUUGGUGGAUGUGUGGGAUGUUGCUUUUUUAGUAUUCUGGUGUAGUUGGGUUAGUUCUGCCCCUUGUUUGGGGUCUUUAGAUUUUAUUUUGCCCCUUUUUGUCUGUUUUUUGUUUUUUUUAUAGAGGCUAAUAUGGAAGAGGUUGAGCAAGCUAAUAGAGCAGCUGUUGAAAGCUGUCAUAGGGUUCUGAGUUUGUUGUCUCAACCAAGGGAUCAGGUUCAGCAUAGGAAUUUAGUGGUGGAAACUGGAGAUGCUGUGGUAAAGUUCAAGAAGGUUGUGUCCUUGCUUAAGAGUGGUUUGGGUCAUGCAAGAGUGAGGAAGGUUAAAAACCCUCAAGUUCCCUUUACCCACCAAAGUAUCUUCUUAGACAACCCAAAUUGCAAAACCAACAACCAUCACUCAAAAAAUCUGCAGCUUUUCCAACCCAGCUUUCCUGACAAUUCAAUUGUGGAACUGGGUUCAACCAUUAAACAUUCACUCUCUCUAGCACAGCCCUCUUUGGAAUUGAGCUCCAGUGGGAAAAGUGCUCUUCACCUCACUCAGCAGGCUUCAUCAACUCACUAUCACUUCUUUCAGCAACAGCAACAGCAAAGGGUGUUGCUCCAGCAGCAACAGCAGCAGCAACAACAGCAGCAACAUUUGAAGCAUCAAGCAGAAAUGAUGUUCCGAAGGAGCAAUAGUGGCAUAAACCUGAAUUUUGACAGUACUAGCUGCACACCAACAAUGUCAUCUAAUAGGUCUUUUAUUUCUUCCUUGAGCAUAGACGGAAGUGUGGCUAACUUGGAUGGAAGUGCCUUCCAUUUAAUAGGAGCUCCACACUCUUCUGAUCAGAAUUCGCAACAGCACAAGAGAAAAUGUUCUGCAAGAGGCGAUGAAGGAAGCUUGAAAUGUGGGAGUAGUUCUAGAUGUCAUUGCUCUAAGAAGAGGAAACAUAGAUUGAAAAGGUCAAUCAAGGUGCCUGCUAUCAGCAACAAACUUGCAGAUAUUCCCCCUGAUGAUUAUUCAUGGAGAAAGUAUGGCCAAAAGCCCAUCAAGGGCUCCCCUCACCCUAGGGGAUACUAUAAAUGCAGCAGCAUGAGAGGGUGUCCUGCUAGAAAGCAUGUUGAGAGGUGCUUGGAAGAGCCGACCAUGCUAAUUGUCACCUAUGAAGGCGAACAUAACCACCCUAAGUUACCAACGCAAUCUACAAAUGCAUGAACUAUGUGGAGAGCUUAACCAAGAUCAAGUCCAUCAUUCAAUUUGUCAAAACCUUUGCGUGAUUGGCUUGAGUUGCUACUGUACAUAUUUUAAGUGAUGCAAGCAGAGAUUGAUGUUGUUGCCGCA